Peronospora matthiolae is the source of this 1440-nucleotide messenger RNA. Lineage: Eukaryota; Oomycota; Peronosporomycetes; Peronosporales; Peronosporaceae. The record is from the annotation of a GenBank genome assembly.
AUGUCGGACUCGGAAGAGUACGAGUACGAGUAUGACAGCGACGAGGAGCUCGAUCACGACGAGCAGACGUCGACAGGAGCUGCUAAAGACGAGGAGAACGAAGGCGCUGGAGAGCAGCAGCGCCGUGUCGCUCGGGAUGCGCAGAUCGCGCUCGAGAACACGUUCUACGAGGCCGAAGAUUUCUACCAUCGCGGCGACUGGACACAGGCGUUUACGUAUUUCGAGCGCGUGAUUGCAAUGGAGAGGGAGACGAGGCAGCAGAAGGAGUGCAAGUGGAGCUUCCCGGCGCUGGAGCAAUUGGUGAAGAUCUGCGUCCGUCGGUGUGAGUGGGACGAGAUGCUGCGGCACUACGAGCAGAUGCUGGAACACUUGGCGUUUGUAACGAGGAACGAGAGCACCGAGUCGAUCUCGUCUAUCUUGGAUGUUGUAUCGGACGCAUUAGGCAAAGAACGGAAAGGAGGGGCCAAGUAUACGUCGAGAAUGUACGAGUUGACGCUGGAGAAGCUCAAGGACGUGAAUAACGACCGACUGUGGUUCAGCAUGAACACCAAGCUGGGGAAACUGUACUUGGACAUGCACAACUUUGACCAGUUGCAAAAGCUGUUGCAGCAGCUCUAUGCAUACUGCCAGACGUCGGAUGGAGAGCAGGAUAAUGCGAAAGCGACGUCGCUGUUAGAAGUCUACGCUCUGGAAAUUCAGCUAUGUGUCGCUACCAAGAACAGCAUCAGAAUGCGCGCCGUCUACCCAAAGACACUGGAUCUGGACGCAGCUGUGGCUGAUCCGCGAGUCAUAGGCUUUAUCCGUGAGGAGGGUGGUAAAAUGUACUUGGAAGAGAAGGAAUGGAUGCUGGCGUAUAACGAGUUCUUUGAGAGCUUUCGCAAUUAUCAGGAAGCUGGUAACUCACGCACAACGGACUGUCUGAAGUAUGUCGUGCUAGCCAGUAUGUUAGCCAGCUCGAAUAUCAAUCCUUUUGAUUCGCGAGAAGCAAAGGUGUAUCAAGAUGUGGAAGAGGUCGGCGCGAUGCUGCUGCUGCGGAGUGCCUAUGAAGCCAACGACAUUGUGCAGUUUGAGAAGGUGUUGAAGAACCCAAGCUACAAACUGCUGAGUGAUCCGAUAAUGAACCAGUGCUUGAACCCGUUGCUGCGCAAUAUACGAUGUCAAGCUAUGAAGACCAUUGUACGUCCAUACCGAACGAUCCGCGUUGAGAGCCUCUCAAAGCGGAUGAACAUUACGACGGAGGAUGUCGAAGAUAUUGCUAUUGCCCUCAUUCAAAAUUGCGAGCUAGACGCCAAGAUUGACCAGAGCAGGGGGCUUCUUGUCUUGCAGACGCGACAAAAAGCCCGAGGUGCUCACAAGACGUACGAUGCGUUGGAUCGAUGGACUCGAGCUCUUGCCUCGACACAUGCAUCGGUUGCCGCGCGGGUACUUGCACCACCGUGA